AUGUAUGCCAUUCGUUCAUCGUCUGCUCUACGCCUAUUCCACUUCUUCUGCUUCGUCAUUAUCCUCUUCUCCUUUACAACUACUGUACAACUUAUCCGUUCAUAUGGUGAUGAAAUAUUGUCUGCAAACAGUACAUCGUGUGAUAAUACCAGCCUAUAUCAUAUAUCCAUCACAAAUGAAACACAUAGAACCUGGUUUCUAAUUAUGGCUGAGGUGCAUCAUCCACCAGCUGUUAUUUUAGUGCAUACAAAAGGUGAUUCUGAAUUGAGUGUCAACUGUUCUGGAUUCCAUACUUCAAAUGCAUUAGAGUAUAGAAAUACAGUUAAUAUUACCAAUGUUAUUCAAUCCUAUGGAUGGAUCUUACACAGGAUUAUGCGUUAUAAUGAUACAGACAAUACUGGAAUAAUUCCAGAAGCUGCUUCAACAUCGACUAAAACAUUCUUGGGAAGUAAUCUGGACUGGAAGUUGACUAAACUCGACGAUUCCAACAAGGAACCAGUGACAAUUGAAUUUCAAGCUCAGCAUUCUUUAGAUAGUCAUGAAAAAAUUAAUGGUGCUAUCAAGUUAAUUUUUCAAGUCUACCAAAAUCCAAUGAAACCGAUAAAGACAUUAUAUUAUGAAAUUGAAAAUUCGUUCACUCUGCUUGCAGAACUUAUAUUAGAUCAAGUUGAUGUUGUUAACGAAGUUCAGAGAUUUGCACCUGUUCUACUCAUAUUUUCAAAUCAUUCCUUGGAGGAUAAUCAAGAUUAUUUAGAACAGAAUGCAGUACAAGUGAAUGCAGAAGAAGGUCCUCUUGGACGAAAUAUACAGUCAACAUUUAUUGAAUUAGGAACACGAAAGUCGAAGACUGACAGUCAUCAAGAAUGGAUAUCACCGAAUGCCUAUUUACAUUUUCCAGCGGCGUUUUGGACGAACAGAGAAGAAAAUAAAGCUCAGGCGGUAAAACUCGGCCCGAGAAGAAUUUUCAACCACAAGGUGAUAAAAACGCGAACUUAUCAUCUAAGCUUACCGUUUGCAUUCUAUGGCAGUAGAUUUGAACAGAUUCAUGCUGAGGCAAACGUUAUGCAUGUAGCAGCACGUGAACAAAUUAUUAAUCUGGGCAGUCCAAAAUCCUCUUACUACAUAGAAACGAAUUAUUCCUCUUGGAAAUUCCUACUGGGUUUGGGUCUUCCAAACAUUAUCGUCACUGAACCACCGAGUGGUACUGGCACCACUUCAAGUAUUGUAGGUGCAUUUUUGGGUGGUAUUGGUAUUAUAUGCGGAAUUAUUACAGGUGUAUACAUUGUACGUCGUGCACGUAUACGUUAUCAUCGAAUUCCAGCGUCGAAUGAAAUCGAUGAAGUUGCUGAAAAUAAUAAUAACAAUAAUAAUAAUAAUAAUAUUGGUGAUCUUAAUACUAAUGGCAGAUAUGUAGAACAAUAUCAAUAUGAGAAACUGGUUCAACCUUUACCAGGAUCAUUAACUCAUGGAGAAAAUUCUCAAAGUAUUCAUCUUUUUAAUCCAGUCAGUCAUUUACAAACAUCUGCCUUGAUGUCAAAUGAUCCACCAGCUUAUGGAUCAUUAUCAUUUAGAUCGGAUCAACCUAAUUAUUGA
Molecule: messenger RNA, 1593 nt
Organism: Trichobilharzia regenti
Lineage: Eukaryota; Metazoa; Platyhelminthes; Trematoda; Strigeidida; Schistosomatidae
Source: the annotation of a GenBank genome assembly